GGGUGUGUUGCGCUUGGUGGUGCCGUCGUGGGUAGCGCCCGGGAGAUUCCCGGACGCCACUUGGGUAGACCUGCGGUCGUUUUUGAACUGUGAUAACAACAUAAUAAUAAUUCCAAGUGGGAGUGUGUCGUAACUGGAUUGCUGACGGCCACGGUUAUGGCCUAAAGCCCGAGCAACCUGUUGCAUCAAGAUGGACCCGCCCUCCGAGUUUACAGCGGAAUCUGUCCGCGAUUAUAUCUUAAGUAGAGGUGGAAAGGUGACCAACCACGAAUUGGUGAAGCACUUCAAACCUUUUCUGACGGAUCCUGUGUUGAAAGACCAUGCUCGUGCCCAGUUCAAAGAGUUCGUCAACACGCUGGCCAGCAUCAAGCUGGAGGACGGUGAGAAGUACCUGGUGCUGAAGAAGAAGUAUCGCUCAGGCUUGCUGGCGGAGGUGCUGAGCGACGUUGGCUCCGAGUACAGUUACGUCUCGCACAGCACCAGCAGCAGCACGCCCGACCCGCCGGACCUGGGUCUGCCGGUGCCGCGCGCGCCGCCGCCGUACCGUCCGCCGCCGCCUCCCACGGCCGGCUACGGGCCGCCGUUCCCGGGGCCGGCGCCGUACCAGCCGCCGGCGGCCUACUCGCCUGGCUACCGGGCGGUGGCGGCGCCCGGGCCCGAGCGGAGCCCAGCGCUUGACGAGUACUACCACGUGGCGGAGAGCCGGCCGCUGCGCGCCGACCCGCAGCCGCUGGGGUUGCCGAGCGCGCUGGAGGAGGAACGGCAAAAGAAGAUCAGCGUGAAGGAGCAGACGCAGAAGUUCAACCGGAUCGCCUCCGAGUCGCAGCUACUGCUGCCCAAGCAGAAUAACAAGCGCCGUGACCGUGCCGACAAGCUGCCUGUUGAUGAUGACGACUCCUUGUCAACGACGACGUUCGAGGGCGUCAACAAGGAGUGGAUCCUGAUCAGCUCGUCCUGCAAGUACAUGGAGAUCGUGCGCAUGCUCAAGGACAACCCCAAGCUGGCCAAACACAAG
Messenger RNA from Pollicipes pollicipes, 1015 nucleotides. RefSeq names its product neural Wiskott-Aldrich syndrome protein. The transcript has 5 exons. Lineage: Eukaryota; Metazoa; Arthropoda; Thecostraca; Pollicipedomorpha; Pollicipedidae. The annotation marks the transcript as partial. The record is from RefSeq and is a predicted model, not a curated record.